Molecule: messenger RNA, 426 nt
Organism: Mucor mucedo
Lineage: Eukaryota; Fungi; Mucoromycota; Mucoromycetes; Mucorales; Mucoraceae
Exons: 4
Coding region: 1-426 (141 amino acids)
Source: RefSeq, a predicted model, not a curated record
AUGUAUGUCAGCAUUCGGCAUUACAUAAAGCAUUACGGAAGUAUAAUUGACACCACUGCAUUGCCAGCUCGUCCCGGUUAUGAUCUGCUCACUAGGAUGCUGUUCAAUGAUAACUACGUAAAGGAUAUUGUAGUCAAGGCCGUCAUUGAGAAAGGUAUCUGCGGAGAUGCGCAGUAUGUUGGCUCUGAAGAGAGGCACGAUGGGAGGAGGAAUGAUGUCGUCUAUUAUCCUUUGGCAACACCUUCGGAAGAGCUUCGUUCUGUUAUUAUGGAAAUCCAAAUGAAUGUCACGAAGGAGUUUGUUUCGUAUGUGCUAACCAAACUAUUCAAGAUGUUCGAGAGGCAGAUCAAGGGGAUGAAAGAUAAAACAGAGGAUAAUACACGAGGAUAUACGCUUGUUGUCGGAAAGUAUAAUUUCAGAUUAUAA